Macroventuria anomochaeta is the source of this 1265-nucleotide messenger RNA. Its product is annotated as 1-aminocyclopropane-1-carboxylate deaminase. The transcript has a single exon. The record is from RefSeq and is a predicted model, not a curated record. Gene Ontology annotation, molecular function: D-cysteine desulfhydrase activity. Lineage: Eukaryota; Fungi; Ascomycota; Dothideomycetes; Pleosporales; Didymellaceae. The coding region runs from base 103 to 1218 and encodes 371 amino acids.
AUCUGACGACCUUGAACGCGACAUCUCGAAUCGUACUUCACUUUCUACCAACACUCGGUCAACACCACGAACAGAAUUCGGUCCAAAGAAGACACAACCAUCAUGGCAACAUUCACAGUCCGCCUCCCGCGGCCAUUCGCCGAUAUCCCACGAGCAGCCCUGAUGUACCCACACGCAACCACCAUCGAGCCCCUCAAGAACCUCACCGCCCACCUCAAGUCUGAAUCAAACGCCCCACGGUCCAUCCCAAAUCUAUGGAUCAAGCACGAAGACACCAACAGUGCGCUCGCCUACGGCGGCAACAAAGUGCGCAAACUCGAGUACGUGCUAGCCGACGCAAUCGCCAAGAAAGCAACGCACCUCGUCACCGUAGGCGGCGUGCAGAGCAACAGUCAGCGCCAGGUGGCUGCAGCGGGAAAUAGAUUUAGGAUGAAGACUGUUCUCACGCCGGACCCGAAGAUUGGGAAUCCGUCUGCGCAAGAUCGUGGGGCGUAUGAGAGCGCGGGGAAUGUGCAGAUCAACGGUGUGCUGGGGGCGGAGUGGAAGCCGUCUACACCGGAGGACAGGAAGAAGGCAAAUGCGGAAGGUGGUGAUGGGUUGGCAUAUGAAGUUGCUGCGAGGAGAGAGAUGGAGAAGAUUAGGGCCGAAGGUGGAACGCCGUACUUCAUUCCUUCAGGGGCAAGCCUGCAUUCAUUGGGUGGUCUGGGAUUCGCAAGGUGGGCAUAUGAGCUGGUUGAGCAGGAGAAAGAGUUGGGAGUUGAGUUCGAUGCUAUCGUUGUGUCAACGGCAAGCGGAAGUACGUUAGGCGGGAUGGUGACUGGAUUCAAGUUGCUUUCAGAAGUAACAGUACGGCGGCGGCUGAUCGGAAUUCAAGCUACGAGUUGUGAUCUAAUAGAAACGUCAAGGGUUGUCAAGACUUCGGCGGAGAAUACGGCUGAGCUGGUCGGCUUGCAAAAGGACUCUAUCACGGAAGAUGAUUUCGAGCUUGAAGGUCGUUUCAAUGGUGGAGCAUACAGUCACCUCAACGAAAAGACGAAAGACGCAAUCAAGCUACUGGCGAACACGGAGGGCAUCCUAACCGACCCCGUGUACACAGGCAAAGCCGUCGCUGGACUCCUUGGCCUGGCAAGAGAAGGAGCAUUCGGCGAAGCGAAGAACGUCUUAUUCGUCCACACAGGAGGCACUCCAGCAUUGUCAGCGUAUCCAUCAUUCUACUGAAAAAUUCAGACUAGUACACUACAAUGCACAUGACUCAUUCGAACUAA